Knipowitschia caucasica is the source of this 534-nucleotide messenger RNA. NCBI's taxonomy places the organism in Eukaryota, Metazoa, Chordata, Actinopteri, Gobiiformes, Gobiidae. The record is from the annotation of a GenBank genome assembly.
AUGGACUCUGCAGGGCCGGUCCAAACCCGUCUCACUCGGAUAUCCAAACCCCCCUGGCCUCUCCCUACCACCCAGUCAACCCUGGCUCGCCCACCAGAUCAACACGCAGAGAGGAAGCUAUCUGACUGUAAUCUCCCGAGACCUGAGUGUACCUUCUCGCCCACACCUCGCAAGCAUCCACCGAGACCCCCUGCUCCUAAAGCCACCCCCGGCAAGUACUCCCGAGAGUCCCCAACCUCACCCGCCAAGCCCAAACCGGGUCCAACUCUGAGUCUGUCUUCUCCAUCGAAGCAGCAGCCCUCAUUUCUAUACACCCACAUGCAACAGACGUGCUCUUCCCCCUCACAACAGAAUCAAGUGGGAGCCAUACCAGCGGGACCCGGGCUGGACGAAGAGAAAACAGCAUUUGGUAUUACGUUCAGCAAGCUUUACAAUCUCAAGGGCCUUAAGGACAAGAUGAGCAAGCUGCCCACUCAAAGCAGGAGGAGCAGCGGUGGUGGCGGAUCAGCGCAGCCCCGGAAAAGCACUGGAUAG